Messenger RNA from Opisthocomus hoazin, 492 nucleotides. The record is from RefSeq and is a predicted model, not a curated record. Lineage: Eukaryota; Metazoa; Chordata; Aves; Opisthocomiformes; Opisthocomidae.
AACGUGCUGAAGGAGGACGCCCGCGGCAGCGUGGUGCUGGGCCAGGUCGACGUCCAGCUGGCACCCUACGUCAUCGACCUCCAGUCCAUGCACCAGUUCCGGCAGGACACAGGGACCAUGCGCCCCGUACGGAGGAACUUCUACGACCCGUCCUCGGCGCCGGGGAAGGGCAUCGUGUGGGAGUGGGAGAACGACAACAGCUCCUGGACGCCCUACGACAUGGACAUCUGCAUCACCAUCCAGAACGCCUAUGAGAAGCAGCACCCCUGGCUGGACCUCUCCUCCCUGGGCUUCUGCUACCUCAUCUACUUCAGCAGCAUGUCCCAGAUGAACCGGCAAACCCAACGCAAGCGCCGGCUGCGGCGUCGCAUGGACCUGGCGUACCCCCUCACCAUGGGCUCUAUCCCCAAGUCGCAGUCGUGGCCGGUGGGCGCCAGCACGGGGACCCCCUGCUCCUGCCCGCAGUGCCUGCUGGUCAACAGCACCCGCGCC